GCAAGCUCGCGCCGCACACAGCCUGCCGGAGGGAAGGAGCUCGGGCGCCGCUCCCCGCUCCCCGCCCGCACCACCCCGCCGCCCGCCCGCAAAGCAUGAGCGAGCCCGCUCUCCGCAGCAGCCCCGGGCGCGAAUGGCAAGCGGUCUCCGCGGAGUAAAAGGUGGCACCGGUCAGUGGUCCUUUCCAAUGACGGACAUUAACCAGACUACCAAAUCCAGGGGAGUCGUGAGCCCCGAGUUUGGAGUUUUUUUUUUUUUUUUUUUUUUUUUUUUUCCCCCACAACGUCACAGUCCGAACUGCAGAGGGAAAGGACAGCGGCAGGAAGGCGAAGCCCGGCGCCGGCACGUAGUUGGGAAACUUGCGGGUCCUAGAAGUCGCCUCCCCGCCUCGCCAGCCGCCCUUGCAGCCCAGAGCCGAGCAGCAAAGUGAGACAUUGUGCGCCUGCCAGAUCCGCCGGCCGCGGACCGGGGCUGCCUCGGAAACACAGAGGGGUCUUCUCUCGCCCUGCAUAUAAUUAGCCUGCACACAAAGGGAGCAGCUGAAUGGAGCAUCUAACAUGGACCAAAUCACCGUCUCUUUGAUCUUUCCGUGGCUGUGAACUUUCUAUGCUGCCCAGCUUUCUGCAUGCUUAGAGAUUUCUGACCGAGCGCUUCCAAUGGACAUUCUCCAGCCUCUCUGGAAAGAUUCUCGCUAAUGGAUUUCCUGCUGCUCGGUCUCUGUCUAUACUGGCUGCUGAGGAGGCCCUCGGGGGUGGUCUUGUGUCUGCUGGGGGCCUGCUUUCAGAUGCUGCCCGCCGCCCCCAGCGGGUGCCCGCAGCUGUGCCGGUGCGAGGGGCGGCUGCUGUACUGCGAGGCGCUCAACCUCACCGAGGCGCCCCACAACCUGUCCGGCCUGCUGGGCUUGUCCCUGCGCUACAACAGCCUCUCGGAGCUGCGCGCCGGCCAGUUCACGGGGUUAAUGCAGCUCACGUGGCUCUAUCUGGAUCACAAUCACAUCUGCUCGGUGCAGGGGGACGCCUUUCAGAAACUGCGCCGAGUUAAGGAACUCACACUGAGUUCCAACCAGAUCACCCAACUGGCCAACACCACCUUCCGGCCCAUGCCCAACCUGCGCAGCGUGGACCUCUCGUACAACAAGCUGCAGGCUCUGGCGCCCGACCUCUUCCAUGGGCUGCGGAAGCUCACCACGCUUCACAUGCGGUCCAACGCUAUCCAGUUCGUGCCGGUGCGCAUCUUCCAGGACUGCCGCAGCCUCAAGUUUCUUGACAUCGGAUACAAUCAGCUCAAGAGUCUGGCGCGCAACUCUUUCGCCGGCUUGUUCAAGCUCACCGAGCUGCACCUGGAGCACAACGACUUGGUCAAGGUGAACUUCGCCCACUUCCCGCGCCUCAUCUCCUUGCAUUCCCUCUGCCUGAAGAGGAACAAGGUGGCCAUUGUGGUUAGCUCGCUGGACUGGGUUUGGAACCUGGAGAAAAUGGACCUGUCGGGCAACGAGAUAGAGUACAUGGAGCCCCAUGUGUUCGAGACCGUGCCGCACCUGCAGUCUCUGCAGCUGGACUCCAACCGCCUCACCUACAUCGAGCCCCGGAUCCUCAACUCCUGGAAAUCGCUGACGAGCAUCACCCUGGCCGGGAACCUGUGGGACUGCGGGCGCAACGUGUGCGCCCUGGCCUCGUGGCUCAGCAGCUUCCAGGGGCGCUACGAUGGCAACUUGCAGUGCGCCAGCCCCGAGUACGCGCAGGGCGAGGACGUCCUAGACGCCGUGUACGCCUUCCACCUGUGCGAGGAUGGGGCCGACCCCACGAGCGGCCACCUGCUCUCGGCCGUCACCAACCACAGUGACCUCGGGCUCCCGGGCAGCCCGGCCACCACGCUCGCUGACGGCAGGGAGGGGCAGCUCGACGGCACGCAGGAGCCGGCUACUGUGGCUCUCCCAGGCGGCGAGCAUGCCGAGAACGCCGUGCAGAUCCACAAGGUGGUCACAGGCACCAUGGCCCUCAUCUUCUCUUUCCUCAUCGUGGUCCUGGUGCUCUAUGUCUCCUGGAAGUGUUUCCCAGCUAGCCUCAGGCAGCUCAGACAGUGCUUUGUCACGCAGCGCAGGAAGCAAAAGCAGAAACAGACCAUGCAUCAGAUGGCUGCCAUGUCUGCCCAGGAAUACUACGUUGAUUACAAACCGAACCACAUUGAGGGAGCCCUGGUGAUCAUCAAUGAGUACGGAUCCUGUACCUGCCACCAGCAGCCCGCAAGGGAAUGCGAGGUGUGAUUUUCCCAGUGGCUCUCAACCCGUGCGCUACCAAAUACGCCUGGGCGGCCGGGGCGGCUGGCCAGCGCCAGGCUGGGGUCUCCUUGUCUGUGCUCUGAUAUGCUCCUUGACUGAAACUGUAAGGGGAUAUCUCCCAGAGACUUGACAUUUUAGCUUUAUUGUGUCUUAAAAACAAAAACGAAAUAAAACACAACAAAAACCCUGCCCCACAACCUUCAGGACAGUCAAUCUUAAAUUUCAUAUGAGAACUCCUUCCUUCCUUUGAAGAUCUGUCCAUAUUCAGGAAUCUGAGAGUGUAAAAAA
Molecule: messenger RNA, 2566 nt
Organism: Prionailurus viverrinus (fishing cat)
Lineage: Eukaryota; Metazoa; Chordata; Mammalia; Carnivora; Felidae
Gene: LRRTM1
Product: leucine rich repeat transmembrane neuronal 1
Exons: 3
Coding region: 695-2263 (522 amino acids)
Molecular function (GO): protein binding
Source: RefSeq, a predicted model, not a curated record